Molecule: messenger RNA, 399 nt
Organism: Lemur catta (Ring-tailed lemur)
Lineage: Eukaryota; Metazoa; Chordata; Mammalia; Primates; Lemuridae
Product: 28S ribosomal protein S36, mitochondrial-like
Exons: 1
Coding region: 28-399 (123 amino acids)
Biological process (GO): 2-oxoglutarate metabolic process
Source: RefSeq, a predicted model, not a curated record
GCACUGCAUUGUGAUAUCGCUUCUAUAAUGGCCUACCACUUCUAUCGAAAGCUUUUUGUGGCUUGGGGGGUCAUGAUGGGCAGCAAGAUGGCAUCUGCCAGCAGGGUCAUCCAGAUAGUCAAGCCACACAUUCCAUUAAUAAGGUUUCCUGACAGAAGAGACAAUCCUAAACCCAGUGUAGCAAAAGCUUUGAGAUCAGCAGGGCCACCAUCUCACUCUUCUGCAAUUUCCCGGCAUUCUGGGAAAGUAAAUCUUCAGGGAAGUAAAUCACCAGAUUUGCUGAUGUAUCAGGGUCCACCAGACACUGCAGAAAUAAUAAAAACAUUACCUCGGAAAUACAGAAGGAAACUUUUGUCUCAAGAAGAAAUUGAGUUUAUCCAAUGUGGAGAUCCAGAAUAA